This is a messenger RNA of Vigna radiata var. radiata (mung bean), 1493 nucleotides long. Its product is annotated as DNA-3-methyladenine glycosylase 1. The record is from RefSeq and is a predicted model, not a curated record. The transcript has 5 exons. Gene Ontology annotation, biological process: base-excision repair. Gene Ontology annotation, molecular function: DNA-3-methyladenine glycosylase activity. Bases 32 to 934 code for a protein of 300 amino acids. NCBI's taxonomy places the organism in Eukaryota, Viridiplantae, Streptophyta, Magnoliopsida, Fabales, Fabaceae.
CAGUAAGUAUGUCUAUGUAAGAAGGCAUGCUAUGGAGAAAAAAACUAGUUCUCAAGAGUCACGAAAAUUGAGCCAAAUCUUUUUCCCCAAGCAACUCAACAAAGUGUACCCUAUUAGACUACAGAGAAGCUCUUCAACUUCUUCCAUAUCCUCCUUAUCAUCAUCAUUGUCACAAAACUCAGAUGACUCUUCUUCCCUAACGGAUUCUUUGAAUCUAGCAGAUGACAAUUUUCAAUUUGCAUUGAAUUUGAUUUCACCUCGUGAUCCAAGAAGAGAACCAGCAGUUACUAAUACUCCUCACCAACAACAAACUUCACAUGCUGCUGAACCUGCUGAAUUCAGAAGAUGCAAUUGGAUCACAAAAAACUGUGAUAAGGCUUACAUAGAAUUUCACGAUGAGUGUUGGGGGGUCCCAGCCUAUGAUGACAAAAAAUUGUUCGAACUUCUUACAUUGUCAGGAUUGCUGAUAGAUUACAACUGGACAGAAAUUCUAAAAAGAAAGAAAAUUCUUAGACAAGUUUUUGCUGGAUUUGAUCCUAUUACUGUGGCUAAAAUGGAGGAGAAAGAAAUCAUGGCAAUAGCAUCAAACAAAGAAAUUCUGUUACCCGAUUGCAGAGUAAGGUGCAUAGUAGACAAUGCAAAAUGCAUAAUGACGAUUGUGAGGGAAUGUGGAUCAUUCAGCUGCUAUAUAUGGGGUUAUGUAAACCACAAACCAGUGAUUAACAGAUUCAAAUAUCCAAGAGAUGUCCCUUUAAGGACUUCAAAAGCAGAUACGAUCAGUAAGGACUUAAUAAAGCGUGGCUUCCAAUUUUUGGGUCCUGUGAUUGUUUAUUCUUUUAUGCAAGCUGCAGGAUUGACAAUUGACCAUCUUGUGGAUUGUCAUAGGCACAGUGAAUGUGUAAGGCUUGCACAAAGGCCUUGGAGACAUUUGUAACAUAUUCGAGGAGUGUUAACAACACACUUUUUAACAUACUCUUUAUAAAACAUUUUCUAUUAUUGGUUAAGUUUUACUCAAAAAUACAAAUUUACAAGUAAAACUCGUUAUAUAUAAAGUGAGACUUACAAUUUUGUGAUUUUGCAAAAGAAUCCUAUCAAUAAUAAGGAAUGUAUUUAUAAGAGUGUGUUAAACAAUGUGUUUUGGUGUUUCUCUUUGUAAAAUUCAGCAGUUUACUUGCACAAUUUGUACUCUUUCUUUUCUGUAUCAACAGCUAUUCAGUUUUCCAUACAUGCCUCCUCUAGCAAGAAAAAAAAAUGCAAGCUUUGCAAUCCCUUUGUUUUUCCUCUUUGGGUUUUGGGGUCAGUUUUCCUUCUCUUCUUUCCAUAGUGAUGAAGUCAAGCUUUGCCACUGUCAAUAAAUUCAAAACGGUUGCUUGCUUGUCAUUGAAUUUGAGUGAUGAUGAGAGUGAGUGUUGAAGCCUUGGUUGUUGUACAUUACAUGUUUGGUUUGGUAAGUGCAUCAAACCAAUUAGUAAAUGAAAAUGAUCUUGUUUUAA